This is a messenger RNA of Penicillium antarcticum, 879 nucleotides long. RefSeq lists its product as uncharacterized. NCBI's taxonomy places the organism in Eukaryota, Fungi, Ascomycota, Eurotiomycetes, Eurotiales, Aspergillaceae. The coding region runs from base 1 to 879 and encodes 292 amino acids. The transcript has a single exon. The record is from RefSeq and is a predicted model, not a curated record.
AUGGCGAGGUCUGGAAACGACCUAACCCGAUCGGUGAUGCUGUCGCUUACGCCUGACCAUUUUGAACCGCGCACCUUCCUGCAACCGCCGUCUUGCAACCUAUGUCUCAGGGGUUGCUCACUGACUUUCUAUCUACAGUCGCACACAAGACAGAAAAAAUCCGACAAAACCACUGCCAACAUCACAACUACAAACCCAACCCAACCACGUCCUCUUAUUGGGCACACCAUCCCGCCGGGCGCAUCCCAAUCAACCUACAAGAUGGGCGACACCGACGAUAAAGGCCAUGUUGAAAAGGGAAUUCGUAAGGUUCGUCAAGAUUUACAAGCGAUGCGCGACCUCCGAGAGCUUGUAAAGCUUAAGGCACAGUUAGCGGAGGAGCAAAAUAAGCUACAAGAAGAGCAGGCACGCCUCGACAAAGCCCAAAAAGGUGUGGGCCCCGAUGCUUUUGGUUCUAUCAGUCGCCAGCCCUCAAUGGCGUCUGACUUCUCUGUUGCUCUGGAUGACUUGAUACGACCUUUUCGGGAUUCAAGUAUUGUGAUAGCGACACCAACCGACAUCGACCAGUUCGAAAACAACAACAUAGCUACUAGUGGCCCUACACCGGUGACUUGUAAGCGGGUACGAUCAGAGGCUAGUCCUCCAGCGCUCCAAGAGCCUUACACCCCGGCAACAGACCCGGCAUCAUAUGCACCUGAACCAGUGCAAAUGAACAUCGGCCAUAUUGGGCAAGAACCAUCAGCAAAGAGAAUACGGGCUGACGAAGCUGCCGCUACGCUUGACCUACCUAGGUCCUCUCUCCGCAAAUUGCCACUCGGAGAGGGGGAACACAAGACAGGAAUGAGGGGAUUUUUCUCCGAAAGCGGUUUCGGAAUGUGA